GGCAUUCCUCUCAUAAAGUAAGAGGGCGAGGAGGGGCUGGAAGAAGGGGGGCGAGAGAGAGAGGCAGAGGAGCGGAGUUAAAGCUACAGGAGGCCUGAUCCGUGCAAGAACCGGGCUUCCUCCUGCGUCGGGGAGGAGCGAAAGUUUUGCGUCCCACCGACGGCGGGGAGGUUUGGGGAAGGCGCUCGCUCCCGGGGCGGACCUUGCUCUUGCAGUCGCCCCACCAGCAGCAGCACCCAAGCAGAAGGGCACCCCCACCCACCCACCCAGCCAGCCAAGCACCCAGAAGUGGCUGAUCGCGGCCGUCCGGGCAGCCUCCCGCGAUGGACGCGAUGCAAGUGGAGAAGAGCAGCGCGUACGUUUCGCCGUCCAGCCCCGACGGGCCUCUGGAUCGCGGCAGCCCUAGUCCGGCGCCGUCGUCGGGCAGCCGUAGCCCCAGUUUGCAGCCGGGGCCGACGGCGACGGGGGCUCCGGGAGCUCCGGGCGAGGCGGUCCGCGACAGCUCUCAAGUGAACGCCAUCACGGUGCUGACUCUUUUGGACAAGCUGGUCAACAUGCUGGACUCGGUGCAGGAGAAGCAGCAGAAGAUGGAGCAGCGUCAGGUGGACCUGGAGGGCUCGGUCAAGGGCAUCCAAAGCGACCUGAGCAAGCUGUGCAAGCAGCACACGUCCACCAGCAACACGGUGGCCAAGCUGCUGGAGAAGUCGCGCAAGGUCAGCGCCAACACGCGCGAGGUGCGGGAGCGCAUGGACCGCCAGUGCGCGCAGGUGAAGCGGCUGGAGCACAACCACGCGCAACUGCUGCGCAGGAACCACUUCAAGGUCCUCAUCUUCCAGGAAGAAAACGAAAUCCCGGCCAGCGUGUUUGUGAAAGAGCCUGUUCCCAGUAUUACUGACGGGAAGGAAGAGCCUGUUGAUGAGAACAAAACUUUGGAGGAAACCUUGCACACUGUAGAGCUUUCCUCAGAGGAUGAAGCACCCCAUGAUGAAGAGGGGGCAGACGAUAGCAUGGAUGAGAAAAUUGGGGAGACGAGAGCUGAGAAAAUCAAGAGGUCGAGCCUCAAGAAGGUGGACAGCCUGAAGAAAGCGUUUUCCCGCCAAAAUAUCGAGAAGAAGAUGAACAAGUUCAGCACCAAGAUCGUCUCUCAUGAGAGGAGGGAGAAGAUUAAGAAGUCCCUCACCCCUAACCACCAAAAGUCCUCCUCGUCAAAAAGCUCAUCUUUCAAGGUCUCUCCCCUCACGUUCAACGUGAAGAAAGUUCGGGAUGGAGAUCCCUCCGCAGAAACGGAAGACAAGCCGGCAGAGGCUACCGGCAGUGAGCACACUGCAAACGAUGAGGAGACAUCCUUCACCGAGAUUCACUCCGACCUGGCCUCUCCCAGUUCUCUGGCGGAGGAAGGGAAAGCCUUUGCUGACUCCCUGGAAAGAGAAAACGGGAGUGAAGGAGAUGCAGUGGUCAACAACAACAUCGAGCUCGCCAUCGUUGAAGAAGGAGAUGACUAUAGGGCUUCGCUCGAAAUCAGGCAGGAACUCUACGAUGAAAGGAGCAAGCCGACCAGCGGGGAGAUGGAGCACUCCGACGAAGAAUCAAGCCAGGCCGCUGUCCUCCACGUCAACCAAACUGCAUAAAUCGUCUGAGCCGCCUUUUAUGUUUCUAUAUGCUUUUUUUUUUUGUAGUUACAUCAGUAAAACAGGGCUGUUACACAAUAAACAAGGGGCAACAGUAACCUAA
Podarcis muralis (Common wall lizard) is the source of this 1731-nucleotide messenger RNA. It is a transcript of the gene CAVIN2, whose product is annotated as caveolae associated protein 2. Gene Ontology annotation, cellular component: cytoplasm; caveola. Lineage: Eukaryota; Metazoa; Chordata; Lepidosauria; Squamata; Lacertidae. Gene Ontology annotation, molecular function: protein kinase C binding. The record is from RefSeq and is a predicted model, not a curated record.